This is a messenger RNA of Strongylocentrotus purpuratus (purple sea urchin), 3678 nucleotides long. Its product is annotated as E3 ubiquitin-protein ligase RGLG4. The coding region runs from base 502 to 1593 and encodes 363 amino acids. Lineage: Eukaryota; Metazoa; Echinodermata; Echinoidea; Camarodonta; Strongylocentrotidae. The transcript is spliced from 2 exons. The record is from RefSeq and is a predicted model, not a curated record.
AGUGUCGUCCGUGACCGUGAGGCUCGAGGACCCCGGGAAGUCCGGGCGAGCCGAGCAGUUAGCGCUCCUCUCCAGCUCCGCGUAGUAGUAUGAGAGAACUUGAACACCGUUAACAUUGAUGACACCACUCUGACGAAACGAAGCUUAGUUUCAGUAUUCUCCUUGAUGUCACGUUUUCAACUCUGACUGUUUUAUUGAGCGAAAUAUUUUUGUCGAUACCGAGAUGUGGCUAAUGUUUGCGUUUAAUCAUACGGAAUAAAACAACCUCUUUCUGUCCAAACUUAUCUGCUGAAGGAGGAGGUCAUUGCAGCCUUGCGACCGAGCCGAGCCUACGGGCUGGAUAUAUGUAGCUAGGGUCCCAUCUCUCCGCUGCGACUGUAGCUGUAGUCUGCAGAUGACUCCAUUUUCAUCAUUGAUGAUAUUUCUUGUACCAGCGACACUGAAGUGGUAUGCUGAACUGAAGAGCGAGGCGUCGCACAUCGCUGCCCUUUCUGAGAGGAUAUGGUGUCCCCUGCAGGCGAUGAGGCGAUCAUGGGAGAUGGUGUAGGCCAGACCUUAAUCCUUGAGGAUCAGUCCUUCUUGAACCAGCACUCCAACAUGGAAGUCAUCCUAUUCAUGCUGGCCUUCCUAGCCUACAUGGUCCUCUACGUGGUCUACCAGCCUAAGAAGGACGGAGAACAGAAGGAGAACAACCCACGACGGGUGCGGAGGACAGAGUCCCGCUACAGGCGGACCAGGAUCUUCGACGUCUUGGGCCUGUCCUUCGACCAGUGCAAUAGCUUCCGUGCAUUCCUGGAUCGGUUCUCGUCGUACGAGGAGGUGGCUCGGGCUAUCAAGCUCGCGGGGAUCACGAGGAGCGAUAUGAUCAUCGGCGUUGACUUUAGCGCCAGUAACGAAUGGCAGGGGCGCAAGUCGUACCAAGGGCGCAGCUGUCACAACCUGCACGACGUCUCGAGCAGUAAGACUUUCAAUCCCUACCAGCGUGUGCUAUCAAUCAUAGGAUCAACGUUAGAGCAAUUUGACUCGGACCACAUGAUCCCCGUUUACGGUUUCGGCGACAAGAUCACGCAAGACGAGGCCGUGUUUCCGUUCAAGGAAACGGGCCAACCCUGCGUGGGGUUCAUAGACGUCUUAGAGAAAUACCACAGGGUGGCCCGAACUGUACAACUGGGCGGCCCGACCAGUUUUGAGCCUAUCAUUCGUAAAGCAAUAGAAAUCGUGCAAGAGAAGCAGUCGUACCAUCUACUCCUCAUCAUUACCGAUGGACAGAUUAAAGAUGCGGAGAGGACCGGAGAGGCCAUCGUGAAGGCUUCCAAUCAUCCAAUCAGCAUCAUCGUCAUCGGGGUCGGCGACGGUCCCUGGGACGAGAUGGAGAACUACGAUGAUAACCUCCCCAAGAGGAAAUUUGACAAUUUUCAGUUCGUCAACUUCCAUCAAGUCUGCAGCAAGGCGAAGUACGCGGAGACAGCGUUUGCGCUCCACGCGCUCAUGGAAGUACCGGAUCAAUAUCAAUCGAUUUGUUCGUUAGGAUACUUGACUAACGCGACACCACCGCUCACUGACAACAACGAUAAUACAAAGAAAUUGAAAUAGCCUUAUGAGUGUACUAUGUGUUUUGUACUAUCUGGAUGUAAGCAAUGUAGUAAUUUUCCUCUCAUGUUAUAGUAUGGAGAGAUUUUUUCUAUUUUUACAUGAUUCACCUCAUGCUAUAUAUUUUUUUCAAAGGCAUGAAAGGGUUGAGCCUGAGCUAUUUUUUCGAAAAUAUACAAGUGGUAUCGAAUGAAAUGGUUUAUCUUUUUUUUUUUCUUUCUUCUGUAUGACUUUUUGUUAGAGUUUAUGUAAGAAAAAAUGUGAAUGUUCCUAAAUUUGUUUUCUGAUUUUGAAUUUUGCUUUGAAAUGAUGCACAGAAAAUAUGCUGCAUUUCCUCAAAUAUUCCAAAACAUUUUUCUUGUAACUACUAAAUAACGAUGUACCUGUCAGACAACUAUACGUACACAUGCCAGUAUCCCUGUCAGAGAAAGAGGAUCAUUCACCAGCAGGAAAAAAUACAUAUCAGACAUUUAAAUGGUCCUUGAUGAAAGAGCCUUAUGAUGAUAGUGAUUUCAUAAUUCAUGUUAAGUUUACUUCUAAGCAUUCCAACGUUUAUGGAAUUCAUUGACAAGACUCCUUACAAGGCGUUUUCAGCUGUGUUUAAAGUGCAGAGUGGGUGUUCCAAAUUGAAUCAUUUAGAGAAGUUCAAAGAAAAUUAAAAACAAGAAAAUUCAAACAAAUAUUUCCAAUAUUAGACACCUACAUGGAGCCCCAAACUAGAAUGGCAAAAUAUAAAAUAAAUACCCGGUACUUGGCGAUUGGUCCUUGUAAAUGUUUAUUUUUUGUUUUUUCAACCUUUAUCUUUUAAUCUUCCAGCUUUGACCUUAAAUAUCAAAAAACAUGAUACAUGAGGAUCAUGCAAAUACGUAUAUCUUUUACCGGUAUUCCACACCUUUGUUCUGACAAUAUUAUGCAAUAAGAAACAGCGUAGAAAACUUGUAUUGCUGUUCCAUGAAGGUGAAAUUUCUGCUUCCUAAAUUGAAAUACCAAUGCACGACCAUGUAACUCUCCACUUACUCUACUUAACUAACCUACUUAGCUGGUCCAGCCUCAAAAAACACCUUAAUUUUUAAUUAGUUACCUGAGAUUUCUUGAGGAUUAUAGAUCUGUAGAUUGAACGGCGGAUUUUUAUUAAAUGCUUUUCUUUCUGUGAGAGAAAUACCAAGUUAUCUGUCCUUCUAUCAUAUUUUUCUUCCAGUAUAGAGCCAACUUUUGAACCUUUGGUAAGAGGACAAAUUAAAGACACAGUUCAACAUUUUGAUGUGGUGGUUCAAGGUAUUUUUUACAGAACAUGAAGAAGAAACAACCCUGAAAAUUUGAUGAAACUAAUGAAAGUUUAGUGUUUCUACAUAAAGGGGAGGAGGGGUAGGGGGAAUGUUUUGAUUUUCAGUAAUAAUUGUUUAUAUGCAGCAGUAUGAUCAACUCUUUGGUACUACAUUUCAUCGUAUCCUGAGGAGUACUGUCAAAGGUUAUCAUUAUUUGGUAUAUCAACCAUAGUUAUUUAAAACUGACAAUCGUUUAUUUUAAAGGUAUUUCAUACCAUCAUCUCUUCAAACUACCCAUAUAAACCUUACUUCCAGAAACAUUAGAGACUGAUAUUCAACCUGUAUUUUCAAAAGGAAAGUAUUUUUUUAGAAGAAAAAGAUUACAACACCACCACAAACAUAGCUACUCUAUUACUUCCUGUAAUGCCAUUGGAAAUUCUACCUUCCUGCUCAGAGCCAGAAGGGUGUGUAAUUUCUCAUAACAUUUUGCAGAUAGUUUCAGCCUCUCUGGCUCUCAGCUCAGCCGACAACAUCCUCUUCCUGUUCGGAUUGUAAAUACACUGUAGUGACCUAGACCUUGCGCCGGGUUCUUGUACAACAGGAAAUCACACCUCCAAUGCGUUAUGUUUCUCUUCUUCCUUCUUUCAUUGUAAAUGGCGACCCGCAAACAUUGUAGACGAAGUGGUAGCCUUCUUUUCCAGAAUGAAAUCAGAUCUCCCAAAAGCGAUAAUCUUUCUCUUUGAAUACCUCAUCCAUAAUCUUUCAAAAAUGACACUUGAAAUGAUGGAUAUUUUUGUCCUUGGUGUGUUAGUAAAAAGUGCAA